Molecule: messenger RNA, 846 nt
Organism: Amorphotheca resinae ATCC 22711
Lineage: Eukaryota; Fungi; Ascomycota; Leotiomycetes; Helotiales; Amorphothecaceae
Exons: 4
Coding region: 1-846 (281 amino acids)
Source: RefSeq, a predicted model, not a curated record
AUGGCACCUACAAAGCUCGAUCUCCUUAUCCUAGGGGCGGGGUGGACCUCGACAUUUCUGAUACCUCUGCUGGAAAAAGAGGGGAUUUCUUACGCAGCUACCACCACUACCGGUCGGGACGGGACUUACAAAUUCCGGUUUGAGGGUAGUGAGAAGAACGAGAAGGAUAACCAAGAGCAAUAUGCAGCGCUUCCCACCGCCAAAACCGUGCUAAUCACCUUUCCUUUGAGAGGAGAGCAUCAGUCUACACACCUCUACAACUCAUAUGUUGAAACUCACAAUCCAGAUAAUGCUCCGUAUCAGUUCGUCCAACUCGGGAGUACCGGCAUCUUCACCAUUCCGAAUCAGGAUCUCUGGGUCACGAGACACUCGCGAUACGAUAAAUCGAAUGCGAGAGCGAUUGCUGAGGAUGAGCUGCUACAGCUCGGUGGGUGUGUACUGAAUCUUUCAGGCUUGUGGGGCGGUGCCAGACAGCCCCGAAACUGGAUCGACCGGGUCGCGUCGACGAAGGAGAAACUCAAGGAGAAGACCUCUCUUCAUCUGAUUCACGGGCACGAUGUUGCGAGAGCUAUUGUGGCUGUCCAUCGCAACUUUAGCCGGGCGAUGGGCCAGAGAUUUAUGUUGACCGAUCUUCUGGUUCACGACUGGUGGGCCUUAAUCCUCGGCUUCUGUGGAGAAGACUCAGAGAAGAAUGAGAAGCCUCCGCAGAUCGAGUGGAUCAGAGAAUUGAUGGCUGACAAUCACAUCAAGGCCUUGCCGAGAUCGAUGGAGCAGCUGGGAAGAUGUUAUGAUUCUCAAUCUAAAACUUUCACUGGCGACCUUUCUUUUGAAUUCAGCGAUUCCUAG